Molecule: messenger RNA, 6756 nt
Organism: Dunckerocampus dactyliophorus (ringed pipefish)
Lineage: Eukaryota; Metazoa; Chordata; Actinopteri; Syngnathiformes; Syngnathidae
Exons: 3
Coding region: 2511-3884 (457 amino acids)
Source: RefSeq, a predicted model, not a curated record
GUCCCUGCAAUGAUCCCAUUGCCAGCAUAUAUGAGUAAUAGGAGUGUAGAGGUGACUACAGGGGUGUUAUUUUGUGCUUACAGGACUCUUAUAGUGGUAAAAACUGUAUUUAGAAGGCCAUAAACAGGUUUUCUGUCCUCUAACUACGAAAAUAUUACAUGUAUUAAUAUUGACUCCUACUCCGUGGAAAUUCACUUAUCGCGGUCGGGUCCAGAACCAGUUAACCUUGAUAUAAACGAGGGACGCCUGUAUAUGCAUACAUUCUUGCUUCUAUUCAUUUUGCAUCAUAAAUGUAAAUCCCAAAGUCCUCUGGGAUAAGCUCCAGCUCACCUGUAACUCUGAACAGGGUAAGUUGUUGGAAAUGAAGGAAUGACUCAAUAAAUAUACUGUACAUAAACUAUUAAUAUAUUUACCAAAACAAAAUGGAUGAAAACCCAUUUGUCACAAAACUGUGUCUGUUUGCUGAUCAAUAAAAUAGCUUACAACAUUUUUCUCUAAUAAACGGUGAUCUAAUAAAAAUGACCAGUGACGCAUUUUAGGUUUAGACCUCAAGGUUUGGAAUCCCUGCCCUAGUGUAUCAAUUCAAAAAAUUUCUGCAACAGUCAUCGAUGUAAUAAAGAAUUUAAAAAUACCAAUUUGACUGUUCUGUACUUUGAUGCUAGUGAAAUACCCACACUAAGGUUCCAAGAAUGGCAGGUCCUUUUACAAGUAUCUCUCACUAGGAGGAUAGUGGGUCAUAUUGUUUUGUUUAUUUUUGACUGAUAAUUGUUUGAUUUGCUGUGUGAUUACUUUUUAUAGAAACGGGUAGACGCAGAGUUUGUGGCUUACAGCAUCUGGAUUUUUAAAAUUGAUUUUCUUAACAAAAAUUCAUCAAAAUACAAAAUAAUACAUUAAGUCAAAAACAUGGCUUGACAUAAUUCUCAAUAAAUGUAUGUACAUAAUAAACACAUGUCAAAAGAAAAUUUAUUAAAGUGAUCGCUUCUCCAGUGAGCUCCCCAUGUGUGCGUGGGUUUUUUCCAGGUACUCCGGUUUCCUCCCACAUUCCAAAAACAUGCAUGUUAGGUUAAUUGGUGACUCCAAAUUGUCCAUAGGUAUGAAUGUGAGUGUGAAUGGUUGUUUGUCUAUAUGUGCCCUGCCAUUGGCUGGCGACCAGGCCAGGGUGUACCCCGCCUCUCGCCCAAAGUCAGCUGGGAUAGGCCCCAGCAUACCCCCAUAUCCCUAGUGAGGAUAAGCGGCAUAGAAAAUAGAUGGAUGGCUUCUCCAGUGAGUCAGUGAAUGCUGCACUGGCUGGCGAGGCAUGCUGGGGAUGGUGUGAGGGAGGAGGAAAUGUCGGCUGUCAUGCUAACAUUGUGUAAAAUGGCAGCGUUUGGCAUGCAUCUUGUUAAGCAUAUUUUUUUGAUCGUUGGUAUUUACAAAUGGGACCGCACGAUGGCGUAGUGGUUAGCAUGUUGGCCACGCAGUCAGGAUAUCUGGAAGAUCUGGGUUCGAAUCUCCGUUGGGCAUCUGAGUGUAAUGUUUGCAUGUUCUCCUCAUGCGUUUUUCCAAAAACAUGCAUUUUUUUGUGCAGUUCUGGUCCCCACUUACUGGUUCUCCUUUUUUUUAUUAAUACUGCUUGAUUAUACGGUCAAUUUGUUUCUCGGUGUCCUCACAUUCAUGAUCAGAUCAGUAUCGUCCAUGUGUUCAGUUCUGUUCUAUCCUGUUGUGAACAUAGUUCAUCUCUGACAGCGAUGACAAAGUUUGUUUUUUAAAUGUCAUUAUGGCUUAAAUACUACAGCAGUACAACUAACAUUAUCUGUUUUAAUAUAAGUUCAUAUAAGAUAAAACUAGGUAUUCCUGCACAUUCAUGCCACAUACUGUGAGCUUCUUGAAACAUUUGCUAUGUGAAUCUAAAGCUUUCAUCCAUUUGUGAUGCAAAUGGAGCAUUUGGGUGUAAUUCCAAAUGAAGUUUAACAAAGGCAGCAGAAGAUACUUUAAAUUUGUUGAAAUACUAAUAUUUUGGUUACAAACGAUAUGUAGUCAUUUUUGUACCGCCUGACACCCAGUUUUCCGACGUCCCAGUUCACGUGAAAGCAUCAAAGUGACGACAUGCCUCUAUUAGCCGUGGUGGCUGAUGGGAGUUUUAUUGUCAUGUAGCAUAUUUGAAAACGUUAGCACGAAGAAACUUAGCUCGUUGUUUAUCUAUAUCUUAGGCCAUGGAUACUUGCUGCGUUAGUAGUUGCAGUGACCGUGUCCGCCACCAACAAGGGCGACUCGAGAUAAUAUACUACUACAGCUUUCCUGUUUGGAAUCAGAAUGAAGGGACGGAUGUCUCCGAGGUAACCAAGAAAAGACGGAUGGCCUGGUUAGAAGCCGUACAACAGACAGACAUAACAUACGCCACAAAUAUAAAUUUGAAAGUGUGUUCCAGACAUUUUCAUUCCGAUUCGUCAUUUCCCCAUACCGUGUCAUCUAAAUCAGGGGUGUAAAAGGAAAAUAAAACAGUCUGCCUCUGAGGCAAACCAGCACAUUCAAUGGACAUAUUGAAUCCUGACUGGGUUCCAAGCCGUCACCUACAACAUGAAGACACACCCGCCAUAGAGUCACCGCAUCAAUUCUAUCGCAGAUUUGUAAAACAGCAAAAGAAAAGGUCGGCAUCAGGACAACGGACAGAAUCCCAAACACUGGGAGAUGUCACAUCAGUGGACAAGAAACUUGUUAACAAGACACAAGCAGCACAAAAAAAGGAAGCGGAAGACCGAACAGAGGCUUUAGUGGUUGACAGCGUACAAGUGGUAAAUCCCAUAGAAGUGUCUGGAGGUGUGGAAAAGGACGAGGAAGUGGUUAAGGAUGUGGAACCAGCACAAGAAUCGACAUCCCAGAGACAAGAAAGUUUGUAUCAAUUUCUGAAGCUCAGCAGCUGUGAAGAACUUGGAUUUUUGUUGCCAAUGAAGGAGCUUUGUUGUGAGCUACACAAAAAUAACAUGGAUGAAAGCUUCUUCAAAGACAAUGCACAUACCAUCGAAUAUUACACAGGAAUGCCAAGCCUUGCUAUUUUUAUGUUGGUAUUAGAUGAUGUUAAGCCUUCCUUGCCAGUGUCCAAACUGUCCCCCUUUCAGAUGGUGUUAUUGACACUUGCUCGUCUAAGGCUUGGCAUUUCAGUUGAGCACCUAGCACAGCUCCUCGAGGUUUCAUCUGAAACUAUUUACACUGCAUUUACCAACACUGUAGAUGUGUUAUAUUCACACCUUAACUCCUUGGUGCUGUGGCCUAAACGGCAUCGUUUACAAGCGAUGAUGCCACGUUGGUUUUUGGAAACAUUCGGGAAACGUGUAGCCAUUAUUGUUGACUGCUUCCAAAUGCAUAUAGAGAGGCAAUCAAGGGCCACUCAAACACAUAGACAGUCAUGGUCUUCCAACAAAAGUACACACUCAGUGAAAUACCUCCUUGGUAUCACGACACAAGGCGCAAUAGUGUUUAUUUCUAAGGAAUGGGGGAGUUGUGCAUCAGACAUACAGGUCACAGAGAAUUGCGGCCUCCUUGAUGAACUGCUACCAGGUGAUAUUGUUUUGUCUGAUCGAGGCUUUGAUAUUAAAGACAACAAGGGCCUGUGGUGUGCCGAGGUCAAAAGCCAUUUGCCCUCAAAAAAACGUUGUCUACUCGAUCCCAAGAAUGUGGAAAACACACCAGCAAUGGCAAAGCUGAAGAAUCUUGUGAAAGGAGUGAUUGAUGGUGUGCGCAAUAAGUCUGCAAUGCUACAUAACAGAAUACCGGCUAAUUUGUUUCUGCAAUGUACGGGCGAAGAGGUCACCUUUCUUUACAAGAUUGUGAGCAUUUGUUGUACUGUGUCCAACAUGUGUCCAAGUGUUAAUGUCACACUCGAUGGGUCCAAAAAAUGUGCACAUUGAAUAUGACAAUUAGUGUAUUGAUUUGACUUCUUUCUGCAAACAUUGCUGCUCAAUAAAAUGUUUUGAGUCUGACGCUGUUGUUUUCGAGCAAUAUUUGGCCACAAGCUCCAAAUGGAUGCAUUACGUCAUAGUGCCUUACUUAAUUUUGCUCAUGUGACUAAAUGUAGCUUGAUUUGCCCGACUUGCCAAAAGUGUCACAUACUGAUUACUUUCUUAUUGUAGCAUCACAGUGCAUUAGUCACAAUUGCUCAACUCUUUCGAGAUUUGCAGUUCUAUUAACUUUAUUUUUGUGUAAAUGUCACAAAAUAAAUUUAACGCUAAGAUAUAAGCAUACUUAUCCAACGAAACUAGUAAUUAUUACUGAUCUCAAUUUGGAUAUGCAAUGAAGUUUAAAUGCACUGUAAAGUAAUAUUCUUUACAUUUUGAGAAGCCAUUAAUUGGAAGUCAAAGACUGAUAAAAUUGAGAUUACAGCAACAAAUGAUACAAUUGGAUAUGAUUGAGAGUACAUAGUGUUGAUUUUAUGGAAAGUGUGUGAGAAGGUGUGUAUAUAUUAAGAGUACAGAUGUUGCUCGCCACAUCGUGGUUUGAAUUUUACGGAUCCACAAUCACUGUUUUUCAAAAAUAUAUGACUAAAUCAUGCUGUUUUGUGAAUACAGCCUAUUAAUAGUAAAAAAAAUGUGCAUGUUUAAGCAAAUGUUAUGUGUUUUUUGCCUAAAUUAAGCAUUUUCAAGCAUAAAAAUAGUGAAUGAGAAAUAGUAAAUGAACUAAAAUACAAAUAUAAGACAUUCAGCAGAUGCAGUCAAAAACCUGAUGCUAUGUAGUAUUCUACACUGGUCACUAGGUGUCAGUAAUAUUCCUUUGUUUGGUGAGGCACACAAGCGUCAGGCUUGAUCGCUGGAACAACACCUUUUUAUUGAAGGAUUGAAUUAUCUCAACAGACACAAUAAUAACACACAUUAUAUUCAUAACAACAAGGGCUAUUGUUGCUGCCAUAAUCCACUCCCAAGAUUAAACUCAGCUCUUAACCCUGACAUCACUUCCUGUCCUCCAGACGUCCGGAACACAUUAUUUUAAAUGUCUUGUUUUCUCUGAUUCUGUCUACUAUAUUGGGUAAUAUGAGUGUAAAGGUGACUAGAGGGGUGUUAUGCCAUGUCUACAGGGCUCUAAUGUUCAAAACUGUAUUUAGACGAUCGUAAACAGGGUUUCAAUGCUGUACAAAAAUAUUUGAUCUAUAAAUAUGGAAUCCUACUUGGUGGAAAUUCACUAAUCACAGUCGGGUCUGGGACCAAUUAACUGCGAUAAACGAGGGGUUACUGUGUGUGUAGGUUUUGUUAAAUGACGUGACCUGUGCACUGUGCUACACAGUCUAACAUUGAUAAAAACAUUAUCAAGCAAGAUUUACAUUUUGUAUUGUUUUUCAACUAUUGUAACUAUUGAUUUUGGACAGUUAAACACAAAGAACCUAUAGAGUAUGUGUGGGGGAAAUAAUUAUUUGAUCCCCUGCUGAUUUUGGAAGUUCACCCCAUGACAACAGUUUUGAUUUUACGGUAGGUUUAUAUUAGCAGAGACUGAAUAUGUAAAAUCGAAUACGUUUAUAAAAUUAUUUGUAUUUGAGUGAAAUGAGCUUUUGAAUGCUGCUUCUUGAGCCACUACUUUGUUGCUUUGGGUUUAUGUUUUGGGUCAUUGUCAUGCUGGAAGACCCAUCCACGACCCAUUUUCAUUGAGACCCUCAGGUUCUCAUCCAGGAUUCUCAGGUACAUGGCCCCGUUCAUCAAGUCUUGGACACCAUCCAUUGUUUGACAGUAGUUACUGUAUGGUGGUGUUGGGGUAAUAUUCAGCAUUUCUCUGCCUCCUAACAUCAAAAGUCGAGUUGACGCCAAAGAGCUCAAUUUUGGUGUUAUUUGAGGACAUCACAUUCUCUCAAUCCCUCUUAGGUGUUUUUUGACAAACAGAUGAACCUGUACAUGUGCCUUCUUCAGCAGAGGGGGCCUUGGGGGAACUGCAGAAUCUCAACCUAUCAAUUUUCUAUGCCGCUUGUCCUCACUAUGGCCGCGGGGUUAUGCUGGAGCCGAUCCCAGCUGACUUUGGGCGAGAGUCAGGGUACACCCUGGACUGGUCGCCAGCCUUUCGCAGGGCACAUAGAGACAACCAACCAUUCACACUCACAUUCAGAAAAGUGUGGCAGAAAAUAAUUGCUGCUGAAUUAACCUAACAUGUAUAUUUUUAGAAUGUGGGGGGGGGGGACUGGAAUACUCUUUGAGAAAACACACGCAUGGGGCGAGCAUGCAAACUCCACACAGAGAUGCCCAAACAGAGAUUCUGUCCCAGAUCUUCCAGAGCUCAUGACUGUGUGGCCAACAUGCUAAUCACUAAGCCAAAUCAGGGCUUACAAACAAGCUUAUAAUUCUUGGCUGAAACCUCACCUUGUAAGAAUCAUCCCAACCCCACAAAGUGAGAUCUUGCAUGGGGGUUAGAGUGAGGGGAAUUGCCCAUUAUCUUGUAUUUAUUCAUUUUUCAACUUAUAACGGCAACAGUCGUGUCUCUCUCACUAGAUGGGACAGGACUAAUUUGUAAAUCUGCUUCAUGAGCACAUAACCGGUCUGUGGGGUUCAGAAUUAUUGCUGUUUGAGAGGGGAUCAAAUAAUUAUUUCAUGCAAUGAAGUCCAAGUUAAUUUAUAGGGUGUUUUUUUUCCAUUUUGUCUUUGUGUCCAAAUAAACCUGUCAUACAAAGCACACACUGUUCAUGUCUUUGUAAAGGAGUGAACGUACAAAAUCAGCAGGGGAUCAAAUAAUUAUUUGACCCCACUGUAUGCACUACAGCGAUGACCUUCUCAUGUCUCUUGCAGAAAGACGAGUGUGCUCUUGUGUGUG